Molecule: messenger RNA, 2340 nt
Organism: Cercopithifilaria johnstoni
Lineage: Eukaryota; Metazoa; Nematoda; Chromadorea; Rhabditida; Onchocercidae
Source: the annotation of a GenBank genome assembly
AUGAAUUACGCCUAUCGCCUUUUGGAUAAUGUAAAAUACUUCUAUAAAACACUUAAUCCAGCUUCACUUUCUGGGGCAAUUGAUUUGAUUGUUGUGGAACAGCCGGAUGGAUCAUAUUUGUCAACACCAUUUCAUGUAAGAUUCGGAAAAUACGGCGUUUUAAACAGCGACGAAAAAUAUGUGGAUAUAACAAUAAAUGGCGAAGAAAUAGAUUUAAAAAUGAAGUUGGGUGAAAAUGGUAUUGCAUUCUUUACUGAACCAACUACAGAUGCUCAUGUUCCUGAAUAUCUAGUGACGAGCCCAGUCCCAGGAAGUAGCUCUACUCCAGUUGAUGGAAAAGAUCUUGCUGAAAGGAUAGAAAAAAUCCGACGAGAAUUGUCACGUUCAAGAUAUAAAAGAGCGCUAUCAGAAUGUUCUAGCUCUUGCUCACAUUCUUCCCAUUCACGCGAGAAUUCUUGUGAAUUAGACAUUCAGCGUAGAAAAACACUUCCAUUCAAUGCAUCGCUAUUCAAUCAACGUAAGAAUCGAUCCUUACCGAAUCUUACUGAUCUUACCGACAAUCAGCAAGAAGAACAUACUGAAAGAAUUAUGAAAAAUAAUAGGCAGUUGAUGUACUCUCAUUCAUUCGCUACAAGACGCAGUUUAUCACCUCCAGCUUGCACCUUUCGCAAGAAGCAUAAAUUAUCAAACUCAACAAAUGAGGAAAGUGAUGUAGAUGAUGCAGCAUCAACAGUUUCCAUUGAUAGUGAAACAGAUCGUUUGAAAGUUCCUGGGUUAGGUAUGAUUACUGAUGGUGCAUUUUCGGAUUCUGAACUUGAUCGACAUCGAGACACUCCUGAACCACACAAAACUCAAGUAAUGGUAUGGAAAUGGGGCGAGCUGCCAAGAACACUUGAAGAAACGGAAAAAGCAAAAAAGCAAGAUGUGAAAACUGAACAAGAAAAAAAAGGAUCAACAUGGGGUGGAUGGUUUCGCUGGUCACGUGCUAAACCAACGGAAGAUCAGGGUGUUUAUUUGGAUGAUCUUGUACAAAGUGCCAGUGAUCCCAGUAAAAUCGAAAAAUAUCUGGGGAUGUCACCUCCCACCACGUGUCCUUCACCACCCAAUGAUAGCGGGAAUGAUUCUGUAAUGGGAAUGAAUUCUCCCCCGAAGAUCAGUGAUAAUGAAAACGAAACGAAUAGUGAGAUACAGCAGCCAGAACGAACUUCAAUUCCAGCAUCCGACAGCAAGAAGCAUACGAUUGAUGUAAAUGUAUCGGAUAAUCAGUAUUCUCUUCGGCCUUCCGAAGCACAUGAAUCGGUAAUCGAAUCACACGAAUAUGAAACGAAAAGAAAUGCUCGCAGUGUGACUCCUUCCAGUGACAUCUUUCCUAUGAGUGAUGAAGAAGCAGAAAGUGCAAUACCUCUGUCUUCCGGUCCAGAGACUACUGUACAAUUUCCGAAGUACAUCCGUUCUUUACGGCUUUCCAGUGACAAAUUGAAAAAGUUGGGGUUACGCAAAGGGGCAAACGAAGCAAGAUUUUCGAUCACUACAAAAUUCCAGGGUACCACAUGGUGCAGUUGUCAUAUUUAUCUAUAUAAAUGGACUGAACGUCUAGUUAUCUCCGACAUAGACGGAACCAUAACUAAAAGUGAUCUGUUAGGACACGUUAUACCAGCUAUUGGCGGUCAGUGGGCUCAUGCCGGAGUCGCAGAACUGUAUACUAGAAUCAAGGAAAAUGGCUAUCAGCUGGUUUAUUUAUCUUCUCGAGCAAUAGGACAGAGUUAUUCUACAAAGAAAUAUUUGCAAAGCAUUGCUCAGAACGCAAAGUUUUUACCCGAUGGACCGUUGUUGUUAUCGCCUACGUCUGUGCUGAUGGCUUUCAGAAGGGAAGUUAUAGAUCGCAGACCAGAAGAAUUUAAAAUCGCUGCUUUGACAGAUUUAAAGGAAUGCUUUCCGGUAAAACGUCCAUUCUACGCUGGUUUUGGAAAUCGCGAAACAGAUGUGGUGAGUUAUCGAGCAGUAGAUAUACCUCCUGAUAGAAUACUUAUUAUUGAUAAACAGGGUCGGGUCAGGCGCGCUGAUUCCAUUGGUUUCGAAACAUCAUUUAUAUCACUAGCAAUGGAUACAGUUGAUUACAUGUUUCCUCCACUCACCCGUCGACGAAACGAGCGUCAAAGAUCAGGCGUGCCGAAGAAAAAUUCGUUUAUUUUGACACCGUCAUUUUACAAAGCACACAAUUAUAGUAAUUUUACCCACUGGCAGUCAAAAGCAGGGUGUGCUGUUCGUUUGGAUGACAAUACAUUGGAAAGUUACGAGGCGAAGAGGAAAAGUUUUCGUAGAAAACACAAAAAGAAAUAA